AAGCCCCACCGUCUGCAUUGCAGUGCUCGCCACUCUACUGAGUACUUCAACCACCAGAAAAACAGACGAGCUGGAGCAGGAAAACAGCGCAGUCAUGCUGCUUUUAACUCUGCUUUUCGUAUCAUCAGCUGUAGCAACCCCACUGCUGGGCACUGAACAGUGUGCUCGUGGCCCCCCCUACUGGUGUAAGAAUGUAAAGACGGCGUCUCUGUGUGGAGCUGUGACUCACUGUCAGCAGAAUGUGUGGAACAAGCCCCAGAUGAAAACAGUGCCAUGUGAUUUAUGUAAAGAGGUUUUGAUGGUGGUGGAGCAGGUACUGAAGGACAAUGCCACUGAGGGUGAGGUUCUUGGGUACCUGGAGAAGGCCUGCCAGCUCAUCCCUGAUCAAAGUUUGACAGCAGAGUGCAAGGAGAUGGUGGAUGAAUACUACCCCAUCCUCAUGGGAAUCAUUACUGGAGAACUGGAGGAUCCCAGCGUGGUGUGUGGUGCCAUGGGGCUGUGUACGUCUCAGCAGGUCGCCAUGGCUCAGGCGGAGGCCAAGGAGCAGCUCAUGUCCAAUGAAAUCCCUCAGGUCGACCUUUCCCAGCAAGUGGCUCCUUUCCUCCUCAACGUGCCCGAGCUCCUCUAUCCUCAGAGUCCCAAGCAGGAGGCCCCCAAAGAGGAGACUCCAAAGCAGGAAAGUGAUGAGGUGUGCCAGGACUGCAUCAAGUUCCUCACUGAUGCUCAAGCCGAAGCCAAAGCCAACGCCUCAUUUAUUGAUUCUCUCAUUGAGAAUAUUGAGAACCAGUGUGACCUGCUAGGGCCAGGCUUGUCUUCAAUGUGCAAGCAGUAUGUGGGCCAGUAUGGUACCCUCGUUGUUGAGCAACUCAUGUCCAUGGAACAGCAACCCAAGGAUAUCUGUGUCCACGCUGGCUUCUGUGCUGCUGCUAUGAAGAAGUCCAUUCCCAUGAUGAUGCUGCAGGCUGCCAAGACUGUGCCCGCUGCCAAGACUGUGGCCGCUGCCAAGGCCGUACCUGCUCUCAAGCUUUUCCCUGCCACCAAGAUGGAGUCUGCUAAGCCCAUGGUGCGUGUCCGUGAUUCCCCAACAUGUGCCAUCUGUGAGUUUGUGAUGAAGCAGCUGGAGAGUAUGUUGGAGGAUCAGACAACAGAGGAGGAGGUGAUUCAAGCUGUGGAGAAGGUGUGCACACUUCUGCCUUCCAGUCUGACUGCCCAGUGUAAGGACCUGAUAGAGACCUAUGGCCAAGCCAUCAUUGAGCUGCUGGUGCAGCAGGCUGACCCCAAGACUGUCUGCACAGUACUGGCACUCUGCAAUGAUGCCAGCCGCGCAUAUGUCUCUGCACUCGAUCAGGCCCGCUUCAAGGCCGGUGGCUACUGCGACGUGUGCAAGAUGGCAGUUACUUACAUCGACAGGAUUCUGGAGAAGAACGCUACCGAGGCACAGAUUGAAGAGGCUGUGAGGAAAGUGUGCAGCUUCCUUCCCGACUCUCUCCAGACUGAGUGUGACCAGAUGAUUCAACAGUAUGAGCCAAUGCUUGUCCAGCUGCUGCUCCAGAUGCUGGACCCAGACUUUGUGUGCAUGAAAGUGGGAGCCUGUCCUGAAGCUGUGCGCAGGCUGCUGGGAACAGAGCAGUGCAGCUGGGGACCUGCAUUCUGGUGCAAGAACAUGGAGACAGCAACUCGAUGCAAUGCUGUGGCUCACUGCAAACGCCAUGUGUGGGUAUAGAGGAAGACCAGCACAAACUGACCUGUAGGGAAUUAAAAGAAGAACUACAUAGUGCUGCUUCCCACUUUUAAUUGUUGUCCUGUUUUCCUUUUUUUUAGUAGACUUAAAUGACUGCAAUUUAUGUUUAAAUUAACUUUGAUAUUUUCAUUGAAGUCAUGGUGGAAAGGGACUGGACUUUUUUUUUUUUUUUUUUUUUUUUUUUUGGGGGGGGGGGGGGGGGGGGGGCAGGGAAGGAGUGAUUACGUGUAUAGUGGCCUGCAACUCAGCCUGUCGCUGCUUCACUGAGCAGAAGUCACAAAGCUUCACUGUUGGGCUUUAAAGAUUUGCAUCAUUUGGGUUGUUUCCCAAUAUUGCUAGCAGGGUGUGGUGUGUGUGUGUGUGUAACAACACAAAUUCAAGUUUCACAUGUGGUAUAAUGCUGACACAGUGUCAGAUAGCUGCUGUCCUGAAAAGAGACACAGCUCAGUGUGUUAAGAAUGACUGGCAUUGCUUUUAUCAGUAUGUCUGAUCCUUUAAACAAAUUUCUAUUUUGUAGACAGCUUGUUUUGUUUCAAGGAGCUGAUAUGGAGGUAAUUGGUCUGCGAGUGUACCUCCCACUCACCUCCCAUUGUUUGCACUCUUCCUACUGUUUGUACAUCACUGUUUCUAACAUAUAAAAAGCAUUCAAUUGUCUGCUUCAACGCGUGAGCCAACUGUCAGUUGAUCUGUAAAUUUUUAACAAUUAAAGUGAUCCCAAUCCAC
Molecule: messenger RNA, 2464 nt
Organism: Seriola dumerili (greater amberjack)
Lineage: Eukaryota; Metazoa; Chordata; Actinopteri; Carangiformes; Carangidae
Gene: psap
Product: prosaposin-like
Exons: 15
Coding region: 95-1723 (542 amino acids)
Biological process (GO): sphingolipid metabolic process
Cellular component (GO): lysosome
Source: RefSeq, a predicted model, not a curated record